UUCAGUUUUAGUACAAAUUACAAUAAAAAUGAAAAUUCAACCAUGUCAAUUAUUUUAGGGCAGAGUACAUAUAAUCCAAAUGACAUAAAAUUCAGAUGAGAAUGUGAACGCCCCUGAUUGUAGACAAUUGAGAAGAACCGCCAUUAAAACAUCGUCACUAUAAAUAAAACACCUUUUUCUUGUUGAACUCAAGAAGAAAAACAAAAUCAGAAAGACCGCAUCACUAAUAGUUCGGCAUCUGCGGAAUAAUUUCAUCAAUGGAUUCCGCCGCUGUUAUCCACGGUAUCAAUCAUAUCGGGAAUUCGCUUCCUGUUGAAAACGUUCAAGAACUUGCUUCCAAAAAAUUAACAGCCCUCCCACCUCGAUACAUCCAAUCUGAAAUCAAGACUGACGGUGAAGUUUGCGUCAAAGAUUCAUUACAGAUUCCAGCUAUUGAUAUGAGCAAGCUUGUAGCCGGAACUGGAAGUGAUGAACAUCAAACUGAAAUGUUAAAGCUUCACCAGGCAUGCAAGGACUGGGGAUUCUUUCAGGUGAAAACAAUCCUUUGCAUAUUUCCAAUCAAAAUAGUGUUCCAUGCUUGUUAACAAUUUAGAUAUAAUCAUACUGAAUUCGAUGCUCUGGAACAGUUAACUAAUCAUGGAGCAACAACAGCAGUCGAAAAUAUGAAGACGGCUACAAAGGAAUUCUUUCAACUGCCAUUGGAAGAGAAGAUGGUCUAUGCACAACUUCCAGGAGGCCUUGAAGGAUAUGGCCAGUCAUUUGUUGUGUCGGAAGAUCAAAAACUUGACUGGUGUGACAUGUUCUAUGUUUGUCCAAUUCCAGUGUCUACAAGGAAUAUGAAAUUCUGGCCCAAAAAUCCUGCAUCUUUCAGAUCAAGCUUAGAGGAAUUCUCGCACGAGAUGCAGAAAACCUGCAUCAGUCUCAUGGAAUUCACCGCGACAAAUCUCGGGGUGAAAUUCAAGGAAUUUGCCAGCAUGUAUGUGGAAUGCACACAAGCAAUAAGAAUGAAUUAUUACCCGCCUUGUGCUCAGCCCGAGAAGGCUAUGGGUAUCACUCCACAUUCUGAUGGAACUCUGUUUACUCUUCUGGUUCAAGUCAAUGAGGUUGAAGGCCUUCAAGUCCGCAAAGAUGGUAAAUGGGUUCCUAUCAAACCUCUUCCUGGAGACAUCAUUGUCAACGUUGGUGAUUCAAUGGAGAUAAUUACCAAUGGGGAAUACAAAAGCAUUGAGCACAGAGCUGUGGUGAAUUCCGAGAAGGAAAGAUUGUCGAUUGCUGCAUUUCACAACCCAAGUGUUGAAGCUAAAAUCGGUCCUCUAUCGGAUCUUGUGAAAGAAAAUGGAGCCAAAUACAAGACGGUGAAGUUUGAGGACUAUAUCAAACAGUUUCUAGGCAGGAAACCAGAUGGGAAAAGUAUGGUUGAUACCGUGAAGAUAUAAAACUACAAAAUUCAGUUGCAUCGCAUGGUGUAAUAAAUUAUAGACAAACCAGACGGUUUAACAUAUCUGGUGUAUUGUUCAAUCGUUGUACGUGUUCUUUUUUCAAUAACGAAUACUCCCUCUGUCUUAAAAUUAUUGUCCACUUCGAGAUUUCACUUUUACUACAAUUUGAACUAAAAAUAAAAACCUAAACUGGACAAUAAUUAUGGGACGGAGGGAGUAAUUUUUAUUAAUUAUGAUGCUGGGAUGGUAUAAGGAAAAUAUGUGUAAAGUGAUAAAUGGAAAUAUAAAUGUUUCUCCAAAUUCAAGAAUAAAUGGCAAAUGACAAGCUCGCUGUGUGAGAAUUCAGUACCAGUACCGAAGGAUCUAGUCAGAAGUAGUCAAUCGAAUGACAGUUGCCUGGUAACGAGAGUCUGUAUCCAGUAUAUCCAGGAGUACCGUGUACUUCCUCCUAUUUUUUACAUUUCUAGUCCUUAUUGUACUUUUUUAUCAAUCUUUUUAUAUUUUGUAAGUUUAGCCCCUGUUAAUUUUUCUCUCUCUUCUAAAAAUAUCUCUCUCUUCUAAAAAAAAAAAUAUCUCUAAUCUUUCAACGAGCAUAUCUCCCAAUCCGUGAAGAAUUUGUGAUCAAAUUACAUAUGAAAUUUAUAGUACUCAUCGAGAUCUAUCCAACA
Molecule: messenger RNA, 2107 nt
Organism: Oldenlandia corymbosa var. corymbosa
Lineage: Eukaryota; Viridiplantae; Streptophyta; Magnoliopsida; Gentianales; Rubiaceae
Source: the annotation of a GenBank genome assembly